AUAUAAUGUUUAGAAUUUCACUUGCCCUUGUGGGAAGAAACAGAGAUAAAUGUAUGUAUUUCAUCUUGUCUCAGAAGCAGAAGGGAUCAUGCAUUGUUUAUGAGUUUUGAGUCUAAUUUGCAGGUGGGAGACUGGGAGACAUUUUCUAUCCCUGUAAAACAGAAGAACUGAUUCCUUUUCAUUUUGUUCAUUUUCAUCCUGUUUUUCCUAAAGCCACAUUUCUGUCCUUUAAUCCACAUGUCCACCUCAGCACAUGUCACCAUGUGUUGUGUUUGAGACCUAGUAAAUACCCCAAAGAGCCAGGACACAGUAGAAGUUGUGAUUUUGGAGGGACUGACAGUAGACUGAGAACUUUAUUUUAUUUUAUUUUAGUUUAUUUCGAGACAGAGUUUCGCUCUUGUUCCCCAGGCUGGAGUGCAAUGGCGUGAUCUUGGCUCACCGCAACCUCCGCCUCCUGGGUUUAGGCAAUUCUCCUGCCUCAGCCUCCUGAGUAGCUGGGAUUACAGGCACACACCACCACGCCCAGCUAAUUUUUUGUAUUUUUAGUAGAGACGGGGUUUCACCAUGUUGACCAGGAUGGUCUCAAUCUCUUGACCUCAUGAUCUACCCGCCUUGGCCUCCCAAAGUGCUGGGAUUACAGGCUUGAGCCAACGCGCCCAGCCGACUGAGAACUUUAAACUUUCAGCCUUGGGGAACAAUGUUGAGUAUUUAUUCUACAACAAUCAUUAGGUGAUUUGUCCAAAACGUAUUAUAAGUGUGAGGUGUGGAGGCGAAGGAGUUACUAGAAGCUGGGGCAGAGUGGAAGCCCAGUGUGUGAAGUUGUGCAGAGGACAAGCAAAGGACAGAGACCUGUGAACCAGGGUCAUCUCCUGAGGCUCAACCCCUGGGAACUGCCUCCAGCUCUUCUCCACCUGCUUCUAGGCAGUGAGGUCUCAAGAGCUAGCAAGAAAGUCUCUCCUUAAGUCUGUGGAACAAGCAUUUGUUGCACACCUACCAUUAUGUCCAAAGCUGUGUGGACUUAGGUUAAAAGACACCUUAGAUCCUUGCCCCCCUUCUUAUACCCACAGGACCAGAUCUCACAUGGCCUAUCAGAGUCUCCCAGGUGUUUUUUUCAAGGAGAGAAAACAUUAAAAAUCAAACAAACAUAGAUAUAUAUAGAGAAAAGCCUCUCACCCAGGCAGCCUGAACUGGCUGCAGGAGCAAACAGUCCUCUGACUUCUGAGACAGUACAAGGUGUGUCCAGGUGACUUAUGUAUCGCUGGGCAGCUGCCACGCACACUCCUCCACCUGACGCUGCUCAGGGAGAAGCCAGGCAGCUAUAAUAGUGUUCCUGGCAGGAGAAUAUCUGGCCUAGCAGGCAGGGUGUCAUUUAUGCAGCUGCGUGGAGACAAAUCUAGGCUGGUCCUGAUUCUUAACCUGCACUGGGAGUGAUGCACUCAGUCCCACAGGGAGUAGAUGAGCCUCAGGCAGAAGAUGUUUUGGAGAAAACUCCCCAAAGCCCUCUGUAUUGGGCUGACUCUGGCCAUUGCUGUCAAUCUCAUUCUGGUAUUUUUUACCAAGGGGACUUUACAAAACCUGUUUAUGGGUGGUCUCCACAAGGAGCUUCCUUUACCUCUGUCUGAGCGCCACGUGGCAGUCAUAAAGAGACUCUCCCACUUGGAGGUGGAAUUGCAGCAUCUGAAAGAAAGUGUGAAAUUGGCUCUGAGGCAACAGGAAAAUGUGAACACCACACUGAAGAGAGUGAAAGAUGAAGUACGACCUGUGCUAAAGGCAGUGGAAGCCACAGUGAAUGAGACAAAGAAGCACAAAACCCAAGUUAAACUCUUCCCUCACUCACAACUUUUCAGGCACUGGGGUGAGGAUCUUUCCGAGGCCCAGCAGAUAAAGGCCCAGGACCUUUUCCGGAGGUUUGGUUACAAUGUGUACCUCAGCAACCAGCUGCCUCUCAAUCGCACCAUCCCCGACACUCGAGACAACAGGUGUCUUCAGAAGAUGUAUCCUUCCCAACUCCCAUCCCUCAGUGUCAUUCUCAUAUUCAUGGAUGAAGCUCUGUCCAUUAUACAACGGGCCAUCACCAGUGUCAUCAACCGGACACCAUCUCGAUGGUUGAAGGAAAUAAUCUUGGUGGAUGAUUUCAGCUCAAAUGGAGAACUAAAGGUACACUUGAAUGAGACGAUUAAACUUUACAACCAGAAGUAUCCAGGACUACUGAAAAUAAUACGGCACCCCGAGAGGAAAGGUCUUGCUCAAGCCCGCAACAGUGGCUGGGAAGCUGCCACAGCAGACGUGGUCGCCAUCUUGGAUGCUCACAUUGAAGUCAAUGUUGGAUGGGCAGAGCCAAUCUUGGCUCGGAUUCAGGAAGACCACACCGUGAUUGUGUCUCCUGUGUUUGACAACAUUCAUUUUGACACCUUUGAACUGGAUAAGUAUCAACUGGCAGUUGAUGGGUUUAACUGGGAACUCUGGUGUCGCUACGAUGCACUGCCACAAGCCUGGAUUGAUCUGCGUGAUGUCACUGCCCCAGUGAAGAGUCCUUCAAUCAUGGGCAUCCUGGCUGCUAACAGGCUCUUCCUGGGAGAGAUCGGGUCUCUGGAUGGUGGAAUGCUCAUCUAUGGAGGAGAGAACGUGGAACUUAGCCUAAGGGUGUGGCAGUGUGGAGGGAAGAUCGAAGUUUUGCCCUGCUCCCGUAUUGGUCACCUAGAGAGACACCACAAGCCCUAUGCCUUGGAUCUGACCCCUGCCUUAAAGCGCAAUGCUCUGCGAGUGGCCGAAAUCUGGAUGGAUGAGCAUAAACACAUGGUCUACUUGGCCUGGAACAUACCUCUGCAGAACUCCGGAAUCGAUUUUGGGGACAUUUCUUCCAGAAGGGCACUCCGGGAAAAACUGAAGUGUAAAUCUUUUGACUGGUACCUGAAAAAUGUUUACCCACUCUUGAAGCCAAUACACACCAUCAUAGGCUAUGGAAUGAUGAAAAACCUAUUGGAUGAAAAUGUCUGCCUAGAUCAGGGAGUCAUUCCAGGCAAAACCCCCAUCAUGUAUAACUGCCAUGGAUUCAGUUCACAGUACGUCUACUAUCACCUAACUGGGGAGCUCUAUGUGGGACAACUGAUUGCAGAGGCCAGUGACAGUGAUCGCUGCCUGACAGACCCUGGCAAAGCAGAGGAGAAGCCCACCUUAGAACGAUGCUCCAAGGCAGCUACCAAUGGAUUGCACAUAUAUUGGGAUUUUAAACAGGGGGGAGCUGUCAUGAACAGGGAUACCAAGCGAUGUCUGGAGAUGAAGAAGGACCCUUCGGGUAGACACGUGCUUGUACUCCGGACCUGUACCACGCAAGUGUGGGAAAUCCAGCACACCAUCAGAGACUGGGGUCGGACUAACAGCCAGUGAUCCUCAGACAGCCCUGGAUCUAGGACAUUAGUUCUUGCAAGUGGAAUGGCUUCUACUCCCAACUUCUUUCUCAGUGAGAAAGAAAAGUGUGUGUGUGUGUGUGUAUGGUAACUUCAGGUGGGGCCUGUGCGUGUGCUGGGGUGUCUCUGUUGGGGAGAGGAGAGGAAACUUUGAUGCCUCGUCCCCAGCUUCCCUGGGAAGGUUGUGAUAUACAUCAAAUGCCAUUCUUGGAAACUCCUUGAAAUAACCAGCAUCUUUUGGCUGUUACAUGGAAAGAGAAAGAGGAGGAUGGAAGUUUAUCUUUGACUUCUGCCCACACCGUUUAGCCUUCCUUCCCAACAGCUACCAUCGCCAUCUGACCCACACCUCCUCCCCAGCUUGUCCACUUGGGAGCUCCCCAGGCUGCUGGGGGCCAUUCCACGUGAGAGGCUGGGCCCCCUCAGGCCAGCAGCGUGACAGGUCUCCACGUGGCACUAAUUCUCCCUCCUGCCUGGGCUGCCCUGAGAGAUGCAGCAAAUAGACAAGUAACUUUUAAAAAUUCGUCCAUUCACCCUCCCAUGGCAGUUUUAUGUGGAUUAUCAAUCUCUCCCACACCAAAGAGAUUCUGGAGGCUGAAGGGAGGAGAGAAGGCAUCUCGACUCAUCACAGCUGUCCAGGGGAUGGGGUAUUGAGAAGGGUAAGAAAAUCCAAGGCCAUCGGAGCCUUUCUCUUAGUAGGUCAUAACAUUUAAUUACCUAUUUCCUCCUCCUCCUCUUGCAAAUUAUGGAGAAGAUGAGGCUUGACUCACAGGGGCAUCGCUUAUUGGGGGCAAAGAAGAGAUUGCAAGCAAAAUGUUAAAACCAAGGAUUCUAUGGCUAUCCACUGGAUAAGUAUUUUCUGCUAGUUGGUGAGUUGGGAAGAUCUAUCUCAGCCAGGCAAUUUUUGGCAAGGUCUUGGAGGCUGGUGGGACUGGACACCAUGGUGGGAGAGAGGGUAGGAUGGCCAGGUGUGUGUGUGUGUGUGUGUGUGUGUGUGUGUGUGUGUGUGUUGGGUUGUGGGACUACCCUUCAGGUAUGUGCUCCCAGAACCCCUUCUUCAAUGGGUCACUUUUUUCUUUUAAUCCCAAGUCAGGGCUGCCUGAAUAAUUUUGGGAAUCAUUAGGUUUUGCAUUACUUUGCCAACAGUGCAAAGCAGGACAGUGAUACUUUGGUACAGAAUUUAAUCAAUUAAAACUUUUUAAAAUGACCUUUUAAAAAUGUACAGGUUACAAAUGUACAGCCUGAUUUAAAUUUCACUGUGAACACUGUCAUAUCAAGAACUAAAAUUACUGUAGAUAAGAUUUUAUGAUGAAAAAAUCAAGGGGCAAGAUGAGUGUUAAGCAAAUGUAUAACUUCUAGCUUCUGCCUGGCAAAUGGAAGGGAAAAUGCAAUUCAAAGGAAAGUUUUGAAAAAGCAUGUACUCGAUAGAACGUUGGGUAAAAGAUACAAUAUCCUUAAACAUAUGAAAAGAUGUUUCACCUCAUUCAUAUUUAGAGAAAUACAAAUGAAAACUAUAUUGAGAUACUUUUCACUUGAAUUGGUGAAAAUUAAAAAGUAGAUCACCACAUGCUUUUGGAAGGGCUGUGGGAAACAGGCAAUCUUAUACAUAAGUGGUAAAGAUACAAACUGGGAAUAUUUAGCAAUAUCUAAAGAUACUGUAUGUACACUUUCUAUUUGUACCAGUAAUUCCACCUCUAGAGAUUUACUUCCAAAAAUAAGAAAAUACUUAUGCACAAGGUAAUUCUGUGCAGUAUUCAUUGUAACUGAAAAAUGUUGGGAAAAAAAAACUAUGUAGCUGAACAUCAGAGAAUAAUUGAAUACCUUCAUACAAUGGAGUAGUAUGCAUCUAUGAUCAAGAACAAAGACUAUCUCUCUGAACUGAUAUGGGGUGUUUUCCAGUAUCUUUUGUUAAGUGGAAAAAGAAAAAUAGUAUCUAUACUAUGUACCUUUUACGUAAGAAAUAAGGGAAAUAUAUUCCUGUAUCUGUUCAUUUCUGCAAAGUAAAACAUAAGAAGAAUAAAAGAGAAAAUAAUUAGAUUGAUUACGAUGGGUGGUAGUGGUUGGAAAUAGGGCAGAAAAAAUUGGGACUAGGAACAGGAUAAAAGGCAUGUGGGAGAGUGACAUUUCUCUAACUAUAUAUUUGCUAUAGUUUUGACUUCUAGAACCAUAUUAUAUUUCAAGUGCUUAAAAUAUAAAUAUAUAAAAUCAAUAGAUAGAAACCCAAAAUGGAGUAUACACAAAAAUAAGCGAACCUAAUUAUAUUGCUAUCUUAUAAAUGACCACAUAUGUACUCACUCAUGUACACACAUGUAAAUCACACCCAGCAUGCAACACAGAGAUCUUGUUUCUAAAUAUUUUCCAAUAAAAGGAAUUACGAGUCUUUGGAGAAAUAGCUAAUUUUAGGGCUGGGGCUGGGAUAUCUUUCUAUUUUAGAAAGUUAUAAACUGCUCAAAAAAAUUACAGGGACAUGUCACAAACCACAAUGACCAGGCUGAAGGGGCUUCCACUGGCCAAAUCUGGGACAUUUGAAUAUUAAAGUAAAUAACGGUGAUUUUAUCUGAGUAACGGUCACAUCACCAGUUGUCAGACAAACAAGACUCAUGGGCCUCCUGAUAUAAUGCAAGAAGAACACAAUAUCACGUCUAUGGUUUCCCUGCCAAAAUACAGAACCGGAACCUAUAAUCUUGAGGAAACAUCAAUCAAACCCAAAUUGAGGAACAUUCUUCAAAAGAAAUGGUCUGUAUGCUUCAAAAAUGUCAACUCAGGAAGGCAAAGAAAGACGGAGGAAGUGUUCCAGAUUAAAGGAGACUAACAGGACAACAAAACAUAAUGUGUGAUCCCAGAUUAGAUCCCGGACCUGAGGGCUUUUUCCCACUUUAAUUGUAAAGGACAGCAGUAGACAAUAGGUGAAAGUUGAAUAAGGUUUGUUGAUUAGAUAAUAGUAUUGUAUCCUGAUUUUGAUCAUUGCACUCUGGGUAUAUAAGAGAAUGUUCUCUAUUUUACAAAAUAGUCACUGGAUGGAGUUGGAGGGGAGGGGCAUAAUCUAUGAGAUUUUAUAUAGAUGGAUGGAUGGAUGGAUGGAUGGAGCAGUAGGCAGAUUCGAUGGAGGAGUGGAUGGAGGGAGAUAGAUAGACUAAAAAUAGAUGGAGGGAUAGACAGACAGAUGGAACCCAGAAUGAUAAAACCAAUGUGGAAAGGUGAAUCUGGAUGAACAGUAAAGGGUUUAUAAGAAUUCUCUGUAUUAUGUUUGCAACUUUUCUGUACAUCUCUAAUUGUUUAAAAAUAAAAAAAAUUAAACUCAAAGAA
Messenger RNA from Callithrix jacchus (white-tufted-ear marmoset), 6710 nucleotides. Its product is annotated as putative polypeptide N-acetylgalactosaminyltransferase 8. Gene Ontology annotation, cellular component: Golgi apparatus. NCBI's taxonomy places the organism in Eukaryota, Metazoa, Chordata, Mammalia, Primates, Cebidae. The record is from RefSeq and is a predicted model, not a curated record. Gene Ontology annotation, biological process: protein O-linked glycosylation. Gene Ontology annotation, molecular function: polypeptide N-acetylgalactosaminyltransferase activity.